CCUUCCUGGUCUUGCUACAGUAAUAGCUAGCACUGUUCGCCAACUUGCGAAAAACGAUUCAGUACGAAAUAGCAAAAAAUCUUCUAUUGUACCAUAGUAUAUAAUUAAUAUGCCUACAGAUCUUUGCCCUGUCUACGCUCCCUUCUUUGGUGUAAUGGGAUGCACCGCUGCAAUUGUAUUUGCUAGCUUUGGUGCUGCUUAUGGUACUGCCAAAGCUGGUGUUGGUAUCAGUGCCAUGGGUGUUUUGCGUCCGGACCUUAUUGUUAAAAACACGAUCCCCGUCGUCAUGGCUGGUAUUAUUGCAAUUUAUGGCUUGGUCGUUUCUGUUUUAAUCUCCGGUAACCUCAAGCAAAAUCUUAGUCUUUACAGCGGUUUUAUUCAGCUUGGCGCUGGUCUUUCUGUAGGCUUGGCUGGUCUCGCUGCUGGUUUUGCUAUCGGUAUCGUCGGUGACGCUGGUGUUAGGGGUACUGCUCAACAACCUCGUCUUUUUGUAGCUAUGAUUUUGAUUCUCAUUUUCGCUGAAGUUUUGGGACUUUACGGUCUUAUUGUUGCUUUAUUGUUGAAUACUCGUGCUACUGAUAAUGUUACAUGUUAUUAGGGCGUUUUAAUACUUAUGUUGGAUUCAGUCCUUUUCUGUAUGAUUUUACAAUGUUCAGCUUGAUUUUCCUCUCGCAUGAAUAGAUUAGCCCAAUUUUUUUUAUGUGCCCUUUUACAACACCUAGUAAUCGUCCUUAAGUAUAGAUAAUUCGAGAAAAUAAUUCACUAUCUACCAUAACAGAACGAGCACGAUAGAAAAACCAACACUUAUUAACGAUAAGUCCUACGAAAGAAUCAUUCAGUUGACUUACAGAAUCAAAAUUUCCCAAGUGACCAAAGAGUUAAUUAAAGUAGAUUAAAGAAAAUUAUUCAAAACGCUACUGUCCGUGAGCGUAUUUAUCCCCCA
Molecule: messenger RNA, 943 nt
Organism: Schizosaccharomyces cryophilus OY26
Lineage: Eukaryota; Fungi; Ascomycota; Schizosaccharomycetes; Schizosaccharomycetales; Schizosaccharomycetaceae
Product: V-type ATPase V0 subunit C
Exons: 5
Coding region: 110-598 (162 amino acids)
Biological process (GO): proton transmembrane transport
Cellular component (GO): proton-transporting V-type ATPase, V0 domain
Molecular function (GO): proton-transporting ATPase activity, rotational mechanism
Source: RefSeq, a predicted model, not a curated record